This is a messenger RNA of Colletotrichum navitas, 10920 nucleotides long. RefSeq lists its product as uncharacterized. Gene Ontology annotation, biological process: secondary metabolite biosynthetic process; amino acid activation for nonribosomal peptide biosynthetic process. Gene Ontology annotation, cellular component: cytoplasm. The record is from RefSeq and is a predicted model, not a curated record. The transcript has a single exon. The coding region runs from base 1 to 10920 and encodes 3639 amino acids. Lineage: Eukaryota; Fungi; Ascomycota; Sordariomycetes; Glomerellales; Glomerellaceae. Gene Ontology annotation, molecular function: catalytic activity; phosphopantetheine binding.
AUGGGAUCCAUUCCCCAAGAGACACCCAGCUACAGCCACAGCCACGCAGUCGGCGAUGGCGGCUUGCUCGUGAACCACGACGCCGACAUGUAUUGUGAUCAAGCCACGAGGUUCUGGCGGCAAAAGAUGGACGGGCUUGACACGUCCCUCUUCCCGCCGCUACCAUCUUCUGGCUUCACCGUGCCACGGCCUGAGGUGCAGUCGGAGCAUUUCGUACCAUUCGAAGAAGCAGCACCCAGCCUGCGUCUACCGGAGAAGGCCCUCGUUCCUCGCGCAGCUCUGGCAAUUCUCCUUUCCCAAUACACACACUCCCCCGAAGCCCUCUUUGGCGUUGUGAUCGAACGACCAAAGUCGCCCGAGGACCCAAGACAGACAGAAGUCGGUCCAAGGCGGACUCUCGUGCCAGCUCGUGUCAACUGUGGCCGUCAUCUGACCCCGUCCGACCUCAUCCGGGCUGUAGCCGCCGACGACGCAGCCAUACGGGAGCUUGAGCCCAUUAGUCUCGACGCCAUCGCCCGGAGCAGCGAUUCUGCGUCGGUGGCUUGUGGAUUCCAGACGGUGCUCACAGUCGUCACUACCAGCCAGAAAGACGCGCAGACUGUGGCGGCAUCUGCCGCCGCCAUCGACCCGGCGGAGCAGCCGUGCAGCGAUCGGGCCCUGCUGAUCUGCUGCUACAUGGCUGAAGGGUCAGCACUUCUUCGGGCGCGGUACGACGCCCGCGUCCUCGACGGCGGCCUUCAGGUCGCUCGGCUACUGCGCCAAAUGGGCCUCUUGAUCCAGCAGCUCCAAGGUCCCUCGAUUCACCAAUCACUCGCGGAGCUCAGUACAACGACGCAGCCGGACUGGGAGGAGAUUGAGAGCUGGAACUCUAAGCCGCUCAAGCCGCAUCGAGUCUGCAUUCACGACGCCGUGGCCGCAAGAGCCCAGCAGGCGCCGGACGCCGUUGCCGUAAGUGCGUGGGAUGGCGAGUGGACGUACGCCGAGCUGGAUAGCUUAUCGUCGGCCGUCGCGGACCACGUUUUGAGCCUCGACGGGCAGGACAUGGGCAAUGUAGUGGCCAUCUGCUUCGAAAAGUCCAAGUGGGCAAUCGCCGCCAUGCUUGCCGUGCUCAAGUCUGGCCUGGCCUUCACGCUCAUCGAGCCGUCCCUCCCGUCGGCGAGGAUCGCCAACAUGUGCGAGCAAAGCUCGGUCAGGCUUGCCCUGACCUCCGCCGGCAACUUGAACACCAUGUCCACCGUCGUCCCCCGCUGUGUCGUCCUCGACCAAUCCUUUGUUUCACGGCUGCCGCCGACGACUACUGGUACUGCUAGUGACCGGGCCUGCCGGAGACCCCCCACUACCAAGCCAUCCGACUUGGCCUACGUUAUCUUCUCGUCCGGGAGUACGGGCGAGCCCAAAGGCAGCAUGAUUGAACACGGUAGUCUCACUUGCUCCGCCGUUGAGCUGGCCCGGGCCGUGGGGCUCGGCCAUCACACGCGGACUUUGCACUUCGCAUCUUACGCAUACGCCGUCUCCAUCGCUGAGAUCUUUGUUACCCUUACGCACGGAGGUUGUCUCUGUGUUCCUUCGGAGGAAGAGCGUCUCAACGAUGCCACGGCCUUCAUCAACCGGAAUAUGGUCAACUGGGCCAUCCUCACUCCCUCAUUCAUCAGCACCAUCCGCCCGGAAGCUGUCCCAAGCCUGGAAACGUUGAUCAUCGCCGGGGAGCCAUGGUCGGCGGCGACGAGGGACGUCUGGGCCCAUAAAGUGAAGCUGUUCAACGGCUAUGGACUGAGUGAGAGCGGCGUGAUGGCGUCUGUUUACAGAGUCGACCCGUCUACAACAGAGCCGCACUGCCUCAGUCACGGCUUGUGCGCUCGCUUCUGGCUUACCGACCCGGACGACAGCGACAGGCUUGCGCCGGUCGGCGGCAUCGGCGAGAUCACCGUGGAGAGUCCAAGUAUCGCGCGUCGAUAUGUUGCGCCCUCGUUGGGCGCCAACUCGCCUUUCAUUGAAGUGCCGCCCUCCUGGCGCCGUCGACGAGGAGAAGUGUUAUGUGACGAUGCUGAAUUCUUCCGGAUGCUCAAGACAGGAGAUCUCGGCCGAUACAAAUCCGACGGGUCUAUUGUAUACCUCGGACGCAAAGACUUGCAAGUCAAGAUCCGAGGGCACCGCGUGGAAUUGGGCGACGUGGAAACUCAUCUGCGACGACAGCUCCCAGCUGGUUCACCGAUGCCAGUUGUCGAGGCCGUCGUGAGAGGCGGCAUGACAGCCGAGAGUGCGACUCUGGUGGCCUUCUCGACCGGCCCAUGGAGGCAAGACGACAAGCAUCCUACAAUGGUGCAAGAGGCCUCAGUUCUAGACGACGCGGCAGUAACGCAUGCUAUACGUUCAGACUUACUCCAGGUUCUCCCUCACCACGCUGUCCCGACUCACUACAUCCAGCUGCCUCAGCUACCCAAGACCGGCUCGGGGAAGAUCAGCCGAAGAGAACUACGGUCCAUUGGCGCUAGGAUGUUGAGCGAAGCUCGUGAGAAGACGUCGGCAUCCUCGCCCCCUAAGGCCAGUGCCGAGUUGCGCAAUUAUAACCCGGCCACCACCAACGACAAUGGCAUGGCGGACGCGCUGCGACGGGUCUGGUGGCAAAUAUUCGACAUGGACCCUGCGGCUGGCCAAUCCGACUCGGCCGGCUUCUUCGACCUAGGCGGCGACUCCAUCACCGCCAUAAAGAUGGUCAACCUGGCAAGGGAACGUGGCAUCACGCUCAGGGUGACGGAUCUGAUGCGUGGUGCCACGCUCGCCGGUCUCGCUGAUACGCUACAACAAGACGACGCCGAUGUUGGGCUCAAGCGGAUACCGAUCCUCUCGUCCACGCAGAAGAACGAGCCUGUCGAGCAGUCGUUCGCCCAGAGCCGCAUGUGGUUCCUGCAUCAGCUCAACCCCGACUCGUCGUGGUACUUGACGCCGGUUGCGAUGCGCUUGCGUGGCCCGCUCCGGGCCGACGCUCUUGAAGCUGCACUCGCGGCCCUGGAACGGCGUCACGAUACGCUGCGCACGACGUUUGAAGAAAGGGACGGUAUCGCCGUGCAGGUCGUCCAUCCGCCGCGCAGCAGCAUAAGCCUCCGCGUCGUCGACGUUGACGAGGCCACACUAGAGGGCACCCUACAAAUCGAACAGACGACCCCGUUUGACCUGGUUUCCCAGCCUGGAUGGAGAGUAUGCUUGCUGAAGCUGGCCGACGAGGACCACGUCGUCUCCAUCGUCAUGCAUCACAUCAUCACCGACGGCUGGUCCAUGGACGUCCUACGCCGGGAGCUGGCCCUGCUGUACUCGGACGCGUUGCGUGGACGCCGCCUUGAGCUGGCGUCGGCGCCUCCGUCAUCUUCGUCAACCACGUCGUCGCCGUUGCCGCCGCUUCCUAUCCAGUACCGGGACUUCGCCGUCUGGCAGAGACAGACCGAGCAGACUAUGAAGUAUCAAAAGCAGCUCGAGUACUGGGCAGGCCAUCUUGCAGACAGCUCCCCUGCCGAGCUCUUGGUCGAUCACCCGCGGCCGGCAUUGCCCUCUGGCCGCGCUGGUAAUGUCGACUUGGUCAUCCAAGGUGCCACGUACGAGGCGGUGAAAGCCUUUGCACAAGCCCACGAGACAACCCCCUUUGUCGUGUUGCUCGCCGCCUUCCGCGCCGCACAUUACCGUCUCACGGCCGCCGAGGAUGCGACCAUUGCGGUUCCCACCGCCGCUAGGAACCGGCCGGAGCUGGAGCCGCUGAUCGGCUUUUUCGUCAAUACCCUGUGUAUCCGCACAUUGAUCGACGGCGGGCAAGAUACCCUGGAGACUCUAGUCCAGAAGCAAGUCCGACCAGCCGUCAUGGCCGCUUUCGAGAACCAGGAAGUACCUUUUGAGCAGGUCGUAUCGGCGGUGCUGCCCGCCGCACAAAGGGACACAUCGCGCAACCCCCUGGCGCAGGUCCUGUUCGUCCAACACUCCGAUCAGGACAUCGGCACCGUCCAGCUAGAGGGCCUGAAGGCCGAGACUACGACAGGCGGCGUGGCAGGCUUGGGACUGUCGACCAGGUUCGAUGUCGAGGUCCAUAUCUUCCGCCGAGAUGCCGAGCAGAGGUUUGUCGGCCAUGCCCUCUACGCCAAGGACCUGUUCGAGCCCGAGACGAUACAUGCCUUGGUUGACGUCUUCCAAGAGGUGCUCCUUCAGGGCCUCGCGCAACCCCGGACGCCCAUCUCGGUGCUGCCGCUGCUCGUAGGAAUGCCAGGGCUGGCCGUAUUUGAUGCCGAGCCGACAGGGUAUCCGCGGGACUCUAGCAUUGUAGACGUCUUUCGACAACAAGUCGUGGCCUCCCCCGACGCCAUUGCUGUUUCCGACCCGGCAGCCCGCAUGACGUAUUCUCGCCUGGAUCAGGAAUCCGACAAGAUGGCCGCCUGGCUGCGCCGACGAGGCAUGCCUGCCGAGACGCCGGUCGGUAUAUUGGCGCCAAGGUCGUGCGAUACCGUUGUGGCCAUGAUUGGCGUGCUCAAGGCCAAUCUCGCUUGCUUGCCGCUGAACGUCGACGACGGUGCCACCCGCAUCAAACGCAUUUUAUCUUCGGCGAAGAUUAGAAAGACGGCAGCGGCAAAUGAAAGGUGCCUGAUCAUCCUGGGCUCCGACGUGCGUCCGCCAAAGGGGAUUCUCGAGCUGCCGGAUACGGACCUAGUGAUGGUGGACGACGCUCUCAAUCACGACGACGACGACGACAACAACAAGCAAACAGGAGGGUCUGGUGAGCCCUCGGCCACAAGCCUGGCUGUCAUACUCUUUAAUUCUGGGUCGGCCGAAAAGCCCGAGGGUGCCAUGAUUGAGCAUAGGAGUAUCUUGCGGCUCGUAAAAGAGAGCAACGUGGUAGCCGAGAUUCCGGCAGCAGCCGCCGUGGCGCAUGUCGCCGACAUCUCGUUUGACGCGUCUCUCUUUGAGAUAUAUUCGGCCCUCUUGAACGGAGGCACCGUCGUCUGUAUCGACCAUCUGACCUCGCUGGACCCGAUGGCUCUUGCUCACGUCUUUGACCGCGAGCAGGUGCGGGCAGCCAUGCUCUCGCCGGCACUCAUCAAGCAAUGCUUGGCCAAAGAGCCGUCGUCGCUGGCCCGACUCGACGUGCUCAUAUCCACUGGUGACCGGCUCGAUGUGCGUGAUGCGAUCCAGGCGCGGACGCUGGUGGCUAACCUGUACAACGCCCUCGGGCCGUUGGAGAACACGGUUCUAAGCGCCAUCUACCGCGUCGGUAAGAACGACGAGCUCGCCAACGGGCUUGUGCCUAUCGGCCGUCCCGUUAGCAACGACGCGUUGUUGGUCAUGGAUCCCCGCCAGAUUGCCGUACCUGCGGGCGUCAUGGGCGAACUCGUAGUCGUUGGAGAUGGGCUUGCGCGAGGAUACACCGAUCCGACUCUCGACAAGAACCGCUUCAUCCACAUCACCAUGGGCGGGAAGCGCGGCGGCGACGACGACGAGACCGGCGGCGGCAGAGUCGUGCGGGCGUACCGUACGGGCGACCAGGUCAGAGUCAACCCCAAGACCCGCCAGAUGGAAUUCUUUGGACGCCUGGAUAAGCAGGUCAAGAUUCGUGGCCAUGGCGUGGAGCUCGCCGAGGUGGAGCACGCCAUGCUAGGGCAUCCCCUCGUGCGUAAUGCAGCCGUCGUCGUCCGGUCCGGGGAAGCCUUGGGAGAGAACGAGCUGGUUGCUUUCGUCGAGGCGGAAGAGGACAAGCCCGGCCAGCAGCAACAAGAUCAGGCAGAGCAAAUCGUCAGCAGCAUCAACGAAAGCCUCCGGGAUGCCCUGCCGUCAUCCAUGGUGCCGUCCCAGAUCAUCGUCAUGGAACAGAUGCCAUUGAACUCCAGCGGCAGCGUGGACCGAAAGGCACUAAGAAGCAUGGCACGCGUCGCGCCCAAGACCGAGGCCGCACGCAAACUGGUCCCGCCGCGCAACGAAGUCGAGGUAGUCCUCUGCGAAGAGUUCAGCGACAUCCUCGGUGUACAGGUCGGCAUCACCGACAACUUCUUCAGCGCCGGAGGCCACUCGUUCAUGGCCACAAGGCUCGCGGCGCGCCUCAGUAGCCGCCUCGACAGCCGCGUAACAGUCAGGGACGUUUUCGAAAACCCUGUUGUCGGCAAUCUGGCUUCCGUCAUCCGCCGAGGCUCGGCCCCUCACAAACCGAUCCCGGCGCUGGACCACGACGGACCGGCCGAGCUAUCUUUCGGGCAGAACCGUUUGUGGUUCAUCGAGCAGGUCAACAGCGACGCAAGCUGGACCAUGCCCAUCGGGGUCCGCCUGCGCGGGCCGCUCGAUACGGACGCUCUCGAGCGCGCGCUGGCGGCCCUUCAAGAGCGGCACGAGGCGCUGCGGACCACCUUCCUACAAGACGACGAUGGCCAAGUCAUGCAAGUCGUGCACGCGGCGUCGGAAUUCCGCAAGCCCGAGCUGAGGGUGGUUGAUCUGCCUGCCGUCGAUGGCAACGAUACCACCACCGGCUCGUCACUGUUGACGCGCACCAUCAAAGAGGAGCAAGCGAAGCGUUUCGACCUGUCAUCCGAGUCCGGCUGGCGGUCCUCUCUGCUGCGCUCCGGCCCCAGGGACCAUGUCCUGAUUGUCGUCCUGCACCACAUCAUCUACGAUGCCUGGUCCAUCGACGUCCUGGCACGAGAGCUGGGUGUUUUCUACGCCGCCGCACUCCGGGGCGACCACGAUCCUCUGUCGUCGGUUGAACCGCUGCCCAUCCAGUAUCGCGAUUACGCCCGGUGGCAGAAGCAGGACGAGCAGCUGGCCGAGCAUCAGCGCCAGCUCCAGUACUGGAGCCAGAAUCUGCAGGACAGCAGGGCGGCCGAGUUCCCGACCGACUUCCCCCGGCCGGCCAUGCUGUCGGGCAAGGCUGGCGCUGUGCCUUUUGUGAUCGACGGCCCCCUGUACGACCGCCUCCGCGCCUUCAGUCGCACCCACCAGAUUACCGCCUUUGCCGCUCUCCUCGCCGUGUUCCGUGCCGCCCACUAUCGCCUCACGGGGGUUGAGGAUGCCACCGUGGGCAUGCCCAUGUCGAACCGCACGAGACUCGAGACGGAAAACCUCAUCGGAUUCUUCGUCAACACGCUGUGCUUGCGAAUCCCGGUCAGCGCCGACCAAACGUUUGCCGAGCUGGCCCAGCAGGUUCGGGCCACGACGGCCGCCAGCUUUUCCCACCAGGAUGUGCCUUUUGAGCGCGUCGUGUCGAGCCUGCUGCCGGGAUCCAAGGACAUGUCUCGAAAUCCGCUGGUCCAGAUCAUGUUCACCGUGUACUCGCAGCAGGACCUCGGCAAGAUCAAGCUCGAGGGCCUCGCGAGCGACUCCCUGCCGAUGAUGGCCUCGACGCAGAUGGACGUCGAGUUCCACGUGUUCCAGGAAGUCGGCAGGCUCAACGCCCAGGUCUUCUUUUCCGAGGACCUCUUCAAGCCCGAGACCAUCCGGGGCAUGGUUUCCGUUUUCCUCGAGGUCCUUCGGCGCUGUCUCGACGACAGCCAGCUCCCCAUCGGUGACAUUGCUUUGACCGACGGUCUGGACCGUCUGCGGGAUGAGAAGGGCUCAUUGGGGCCGGAGAUGGCCGUAUACCCGCGUGAUUCCAGCGUUGUCGACGUCUUCCGCGCCCGGGUGGCCGCCUGUCCCGAUGCCACGGCCGUCACAGACUCGGCAUCCUCGCUCACCUAUCGAGAACUGGAUCGGCAAUCGGACAAACUGGCUUCGUGGUUACGUCGGCGGAAUUUGGCGCCCGAAUCGCUCGUAGGCGUCCUGUCGCCGCGGUCGUGCCAAACAAUCGUCGCCUUCCUGGGUGUGCUCAAGUCCAACCUGGCGUAUAUACCGCUCGACGUCGGUUCCCCCCCCGGCCGCAUUCAGACCAUCUUGGAAUGCGUCCCGGGUAACACACUAGUCCUGCUCGGACCCAACGUGGACUCGGAUAAGCUAGACCUCAUACCGAAUACAGAGACCGUCCGGAUAAGCGGCGUUCUCGGGUCCAACGACGAGGGAAACAACGGCGAUCUUGUCGCGGUCAGAGGUCCCUCGGCCACGAGCCUCGCCUACUGCAUUUUCACUUCCGGGUCCACGGGAAAGCCAAAGGGGGUCAUGCUAGAGCACCGAGCCAUCCUGCGGCUCGUGUUGGGGAGCAACGUCGCUGCCUACAUCCCUGAGGCGCCGCGAGUGGCACACCUCUGCAACCUUGGCUUCGACAUCUCCGUCCAAGAAAUCUGGACGGCUUUGCUGAACGGGGGAACAUUGGUUUGCGUCGACUACUUGACGUCGCUAGACAGCAAACAGCUCGAGGCGACGUUUUUGCAAAACGGCGUCAACGUUGCUAUGAUGACGCCGGCGUUUUUCAAGCAGUGCCUUGAGAACGCCCCGGCCAUCCUGGGUCCCCUGCAAGCCUUGCUCAAUGUGGGUGAUAAGAUGGACGCCGGUGAUGCCCUCAAGGCCAAGAGUCGAAUAGGCGGCGCGGUCCUAAACGCGUACGGGCCGACGGAGAACGGCAUGCAGAGCACCUUAUACAAGGUCGCCAGCUCGGACUUGUUCCAUAAUGGGGUCCCUAUAGGCCACAGCGUGAGCAACGGCGGUAGCUACGUGAUGGACUUGCGCCAGCGGCUCGUGUCUCCGGGCGUUAUUGGAGAGCUCGUCGUCACAGGAGACGGGCUCGCGCGCGGCUAUCUCGACCCGGCGCUUAACAUCGAUCGCUUUAUUGAGGUUACAAUUGACGGCCGGCGCGUGCGGGCUUACCGGACGGGCGACCGGGUCCGCCAGCGGGCGGCGGACCUCGAGAUCGAGUUCUUGGGCCGCAUGGACUUCCAAUCCAAGGUUCGCGGUCACUUGGUCCAGCCGGGCGAGGUUGAAGCAAACAUAGUCGCGGCGCACGAGGCCGUCGGCAGCGCCGCCGUCGUCAUCCUGCAGAAGGCAGGUCGGGACGCUGACGUGGUGGGCUUCGUAACCCUGCGUCCGAGUGACGGGGAUGGCGAAGCCGUCGCCGGCUGUACGGCAUCCGAUGUGGAGGCGCAGAUUCUUGAGAGGCUCCAGGGGGUGCUGCCGACAUACAUGAUGCCGGCGAGAAUCAUCGUCAUGGAUCGGUGGCCUCUCAACGCCAGCGGCAAGGUGGACCGCAAGGAGCUGGCCGUCGUCGCGGCCCGCGAAGUUUCAGUUGCUCGCCAGGCCGUGACGACGACGACGGAAUACGUAGCGCCUCGCACCGACGUCGAGGCUGCGCUGUGUCAAGAGUUCGCCGAGGCCGCCGGAGUGCCCCAGGUCGGCAUCACCCACAACUUCUUCAACCUCGGCGGCAACUCGCUGGUCGCCAUGAGGCUGGCUGCCCGUAUUCGCCGGCGUUUCAACACAAACGUGCCGGUAAAAUCCAUCUUUGAUCACCCGACACCUCGCGACCUGGCCAGCAGCCUACCGCAGAUCGACCUCUCGGCACUGAAGGCCGUACAUCAAGGCGGCAGCGGCAGCAAGGAUGCCCCGGAUGCCGCGGCUCAGUAUUCUCCUUUCCAGCUCUGCCCCUUCAAAGACGACGUGCAGGGGUUCCUUCAGAAAGAGGUAUACCCGCAGCUGGAGGAGAGCUACCGAAGCCGGGUCGUGGAUAUGUACCCCGCCCGAUCUACGCAGUCCUGGUACGCCAACGAGGUCUCGACAGGUCUCCCACGCAGCUGCAAUGUCUUUUCGGUCAAGUUCCCGGCCGGUUCUAGUCCUAGUCGGCUUACCGAAGCUUGCGAGGUCCUGGUGCAAAGCUUUGACAUAUUGAGAACCAUCUUUGUGCGAGCCAACGGCCGCUUCUGGCAGGUCGUCAUUGACAAGCCGGACGUGCCGGUCGAGGUGAUUCAUCUAACAGAGGGCGAUGAUGACUUUGAUGCUGCGGCGCGUCUCAUAGUCGCAGCAGACCGCCAGACGCCCCUAAAGCUGGGCCAGCCGUUUAUACGCAUCGGCCUCAUCCAAAACGAGGCCGGGUUGCUGCAGUUGGUGUUCCGCUUGUCCCACGCCAUCUGGGACGGUCUGAGCCUGCCAAACUUCCUUCAUACCCUCCAUUCCUUAUAUGAGGGCAUCAGACUCCCGCCGCCGCCGCCGUUCGCCGUCUAUAUGAAUGCCCUCGCUAACAUCCGCGAGGAGGGCUUAGCCCACUGGAGACGGCUCCUCCGAGGCUCUUCCAUCACGGUCGUGGACAGUCUGAGGCGGAAACGCCAGGCAGCGCCGGUCGAUCGCGCCGCGCUGCUGUGCCGCGUCAUUGAUGUCCCGCCUGAGGCGCAAGCGCUGACGGGCAGGAUCACGCAGGCGUCCAUCUUUUCAACGGCCUGUGCGCUGGUUGCUGCUGAAGAAACGGGCUCGAGCGACAUACUCUUUGGCAACGUCGUCUCUGGGCGGCAGUUCCUCCCACCCAGCCUCCAUGACCUCGUCGGCCACUGCGGCAACAUGAUGCCUGUGCGCGUCGUUGGCGUCGACAAUGACGCUGACCCGAGGCAGCUGGCCCAUCAGGUGCAGGACCAGUAUCUUGAGGGCAUCUCGUACGAGGCCAUGAGCUUUGACGAUAUUAAGGAGAACGCCGGCGUUGACUGGUCGCCCGACGCCGAUAGGUUCGGCAUCGGUAUCGCCUACAUGAAUCAAGACACACAGCCCGAAAGCAGGAUCGGAGACCGCUCCAUCACCAUUCAGACCCUCUUCCCCGAGGUGCGCCGGCGCAAGUCGACUGUGUGCGACGAUCUCCUGGACGAGAUCCUGCAGCCCGACCCUUCGAUCCAUGACGUGGAAUAUGUCGCCAUCCCCGAUCCCGACGGCCGUCAUUUCCGCAUCGGCAUCACCGCCAAUCUUAUGCUUUGCGAGUCGGGCCAUCUGGACUACUUGGUCGAGAAGCUUUGUGAAAAGUUUGUCUCUCUGAAUAUGGCGCUGCGAGAGGUGGCGCCAUGA